Cynoglossus semilaevis (tongue sole) is the source of this 1847-nucleotide messenger RNA. It is a transcript of the gene tmem71, whose product is annotated as transmembrane protein 71. The transcript is spliced from 10 exons. Bases 366 to 1346 code for a protein of 326 amino acids. The record is from RefSeq and is a predicted model, not a curated record. Lineage: Eukaryota; Metazoa; Chordata; Actinopteri; Pleuronectiformes; Cynoglossidae.
UCUCAGUCAGCAGAGGGCGCUGCAAGCUUACAUGAUGUUGUGUUGCGUUUGUUUAGUGUACUUUUAUGUUGACGGUCAUGACCGGAACUGGUACGUAUUUGUGUGUGUGUGUGUUGGACUGUUUCCGGUCGGAGGGAGCGGCUGAUCGUCAGAUGUAUCUGGGACUUGUUUUCUUUUCUUUUUCUCACGGAGGUCAGAAACAGAUUUGAUUCACGGACUUCACUCGGGGAGAGGAGGAGCCGUCGUCGACCGGAAGUUGAUUUUGUUGAAAACUUGAUCCUUCGAGAAGGGAAAAUCAAAGCGAUUAAAUUCUUCCGAGUGACUGACGUUGGUGUCUGGACGACGAGUCGGGGGCGGAGUCAAACAUGUCGCUGUUCUUCUCUGGAGCCGUGACCAGUUCUCCGAUCAAACGACGGCUGCGAUCAAACCCCAGUCAGAGUCUUGACGUCUCCCUCCUCUCUCCUGACUCCUCUUACUUCUGUUACUCCUCGGAUGACAACGGCGCCCCCUGCUGUUGCCGCCGUUCUCCUCGUCUGCUCACCAACGGCUACUACGACGUCACGGAGGAAAGUUUCUGCCGCGACCACGAGGGGAACGUGUCUCUGACGCCAUGUAAGACCAACGUGUCGUACAAGGAGAACCUGGUCAGGAUUUUUCGGCGCAGACGAAAACCUCGGAACUCGUUGGCCCGCCUCUUCAGUGAUGUCACAGAAACCUGUCAGACGUGGUUGGAUGAAAAAAUCUUUAGAGGCAUGUUUGGCCCCAGCAUAAACCAGAACAAGGACCAGAACAAGGACCAGAACAAGGACCAGAACCUGGACCAAGAACACGAUGGGGAGUGUGGAGCCUGGUGCGGCCAGGAGGGGGCAGCAGUGUCUCCACUGGAUGAAUCCUGGUCAGCACUGAGCUGCAGCAGCGGUGCAGAGGUGGACAUCAGCUUCAGAUACGACCACACCGAGACUCCGCCCAAUCCUGACAAGGUGUCUCCGCCCCAGACGUUACUCAGUCAAGAGAUCGUGUUCUCCGAGGUCCGAUCCUCAGAUCAGAGUUUUACUCAGACUCUGGGCGGACUCUCUGAAGUCCCGCCCCCUCCCGUCUAUUUUCCUGAUGCCUGCUCCUGCAGAUCGCCACCUGAGGGCGGAGGUCUGACGGCCAAGAACUUCCUGCUCCUCAUCUUCACCGUCUUCAUCAGCACAGCUCUGAUCUCCAGGUGUUUGUGGUGGAGCAGCAGCGUCACAGGCGUCCUGUUUGUGGUGAUGACCUCGUCCAUGUUGGUGACAAAGACGGGACCGAUGGGCCUGUGGAGACGAGCCAAGACAGAGGAUAUUACAUCGAGAAACGAGUGAAAGCAGAAAAGCGACGUCACUUCCUGAGGCGCCGGGCGUUGAACCAGUAGGCCGAAACAGGAAAUACUUUUUAUAUUUGAGCCACAGGCGCUACAAUGAAAAGUGUCGUUAUGCUAAAAUAAAUGUUACGAAAAUCACACGAUCACGUGGCUGUUGUGAUGACGAUAAUACUUAUCACGAUAUAUUUCUGUUUCUGUUUUAAAGGCACGUUUACGAUUGGACAAAAAUGUCACUAAUGUUUUAUAGAUGUUUUAACAGAACGUGUAACGUUGACGUAUUAUUGUGUGAAACCUAACAUAGAACAUGAUGCUAAUAUUUUAUAAACAGAAAAUCUGACUAACCUUACUGUGAGAAAACACUGCCCCUUGUGGCCAAACAUUUCUAAUGUUUUUUUUUUUUUCUGUUAUUCCUCAUUAGAACCAGCGUCUCUGCACUUUUAUUGUUGUUCUUAUUAAUGUGAUAACGAUUAUUACAGGAAAAUAAACUCCUGGUUUCCUUUGA